Messenger RNA from Vicia villosa (hairy vetch), 1727 nucleotides. Its product is annotated as COBRA-like protein 4. Gene Ontology annotation, biological process: plant-type cell wall cellulose biosynthetic process; cellulose microfibril organization. The record is from RefSeq and is a predicted model, not a curated record. Gene Ontology annotation, cellular component: plasma membrane. The transcript is spliced from 6 exons. NCBI's taxonomy places the organism in Eukaryota, Viridiplantae, Streptophyta, Magnoliopsida, Fabales, Fabaceae. Bases 152 to 1447 code for a protein of 431 amino acids.
AUUAGGUAAGCCAUCACUAAAAUUUCAAAGAGAAUUUCCUUGGUUAUAACAUUGGACUGAAGAUUACUACAAUCUUAUUCAAAUAAGGUUACUAAACCUUGCAGCAGAUUAUCAUAAUUUGAUAACAUUAUCAAAGGCACAUAUUCAAAGAAUGAGGCUUCUUAUAUCAGCUCUAUGUGUCACUGUGCUAUGUUCUUAUGCAGCGGCAUAUGAUCCUUUGGAUCCUGACGGAAACAUAACGAUCAAAUGGGAUGUUGUCUCGUGGACACCGGAUGGCUAUGUGGCGGUGGUAACGAUGAGCAAUUUCCAAAUGUACCGACACAUAAUGAAUCCGGGAUGGACAUUAGGAUGGUCAUGGGCUAAGAAAGAAGUCAUAUGGUCAAUGGUAGGAUCUCAAACAACUGAACAAGGAGAUUGUUCAAAAUUCAAAGGAAAUGUGCCUCACUGCUGCAAGAAAACUCCAACAGUUGUAGACCUUCUCCCUGGUGUACCUUACAACCUACAAUUCUCAAACUGUUGUAAGGGUGGAGUUGUAGCAGCAUGGGGACAAGACCCUUCAUCAGCUGUUUCAUCUUUUCAAAUCAGUGUUGGGCAAGGUGGUACUUCAAACAAGACAGUUAAACUUCCGAAGAACUUCACGCUCUCGGCUCCCGGACCUGGCUAUACGUGCGGUCCGGCUAAGAUUGUUCCGUCCACCACUUUUCUCACAUCGGAUAAGCGCCGCAAAACUCAAGCACUUAUGACAUGGAAUGUAACAUGUACAUAUUCACAAUUUCUUGCAAGAAAGAACCCAAGUUGCUGUGUUUCUUUGUCAUCUUUCUAUAAUGAGACUAUUACUCCUUGUCCUUCUUGUGCUUGUGGAUGCCAGAACAAUAAGAAUUGUGUCAAGGGUCAUUCUAAAUUCCUGGACAUGGUAGGGUUACAUACACCAAAGAGAGACAAUGAACCAUUGCUACAAUGCACUCAUCAUAUGUGCCCAAUAAGAGUACACUGGCAUGUGAAGGUUAACUAUAAGGACUAUUGGAGAGUCAAGAUAGCUGUGACAAAUUUCAAUUAUAGAUUGAAUUAUUCUCUUUGGACUCUUGCUGUACAGCAUCCAAAUCUUAACAAUGUCACCCAAGUUUUCAGCUUUGAUUACAAGCCUUUGCUUCCCUAUCAAUCCAUAAAUGACACAGGUAUGUUCUAUGGCAUGAAAUUCUUCAAUGAUCUCUUGAUGGAAGCUGGACCAAGUGGAAAUGUUCAAUCAGAAGUGCUUCUUCAAAAGAACAAGGAAACAUUCACUUUUAACCAAGGAUGGGCAUUUCCUAGAAGAGUUUACUUCAAUGGUGAAGAAUGCAUGAUGCCACCACCAGAUACCUACCCUUACCUCCCUAAUUCUUCCCCUAUGAAUGCCCUCAACUUCCAAGCACUCAUCACCUCAUUCCUUCUCUUGCUAGCUCUUUGGUGAAUUGGUACAUAAACAUGUUUGGAUUUUCAUAUGAAAUUUUGAAGCCAAGUAUUGUUAUCGUCGAAAUACGCGACAACAGGUAUGUACUAUGAAGACUCUUAAGACAUUCUUGUAAAACAUCACAAGCAAAAGACUCAUGAAUGUGUUGUGUAAUUCAUGAUCAUUAGUAGUAAUAGGAUGAUAAGUACAACUCAUCCAUGACUUUUGUUUAAUGUAAAUACUUGUAUUGCAAUGUUGUAAUGAAUGCCUCGUUUGUCUCUCUGAUACAAAUUUUGUAGAA